UUGUUGUUUUAAUUUUGAGGGUUUGACAUGAAUAGAGCAUUGCCAGAGAUGUUACAAUGUUCGGACGUGACAGCGCUCGAGAGACAAAGGGCACGCUUGAAAUGGCAACAGGAACAGCUUCAGCAACAACAAGAACAACAACAAUUGCCAGAGAUGUUACAAUGUUCGGACGUGACAGCGCUCGGGGCACGCUUGAAAUGGCACCAGGAACAGCUUCAGCAACAACAAGAACAACAACAAAGUUAUUUCAGCGAGUUAAGCGGGGUGUUUUCGAGCCAAACCACCCAUGUUCAAGGCUUUCAGGGUGGUUUGAUGAGUUUUGACUCGGUGUUAGGUGACAUGGUGAUGGCUCCGCAAGUGAAGCCUGACCCUGGUUUGGAGACUGCCUGGCCUGAGUUUGGAAAGGUUGACAUGGCUGGCAUGGGGUUUGGGCCAUGUGGGUACGGCAAUGGAUCGAGUUUUGAUAUGAAUUACGCCAUUUCUAGGACUUCUAGGUGCCAGCCAGCUGUGGCGGCGGCUGUAGCCGCCGAGGCGGUGGAGGUCAAGGGGAAGGAGUCAGUUGUCUCUGAGAAGAUGGGUUCAGCCGUUGGAAGAGAAAGCUUCGAGAAAAGGAAAGCUGAUAAGUUGCAAAACUCAAAGGUUGUUGCUGAUGAUGACUCCAAAAGGAUCAAAGCCUGUGCAGAAGAGGGAGAGUCAAAAAUUACAGGGCCGAACACCAACAAAAGCAGCAGCAACAACAGUAACAAAAAGAAGGAAACUUCUACUGAUACUUCCAAGGAGAAUUCAAAGGUUUCUGAGGCUCAAAAGCCUGAUUACAUUCACGUCCGGGCACGUCGUGGUCAAGCCACUGAUACCCAUAGCUUAGCUGAGAGAGUUAGAAGGGAAAAAAUAAGUGAAAGAAUGAAAUAUCUGCAAGAUUUAGUUCCGGGGUGUAACAAAAUCGCAGGAAAAGCAGGAAUGCUUGAUGAAAUAAUCAAUUAUGUUCAAUCUCUUCAACGGCAAGUAGAGUUCCUAUCCAUGAAACUAGCUGCUGUAAAUCCAAGGCUUGAAUUCAACAUUGAAAAUCUUUUUGCCAAAGAGGUGUUUCCCUCUUGCACGAUUAAUUUUCCAGCAGUUGGGAUGUCAUCAGAGAUGGCAAACCCUCCCUAUAUUCAUUUCAAUCCAGUUCAACAAGUAGUUUCUUCUUGUGGUGUGGAAAUGGGAAUGGGGAUAAACUCUCCUGAUGCGGCACUUCGAAGAACCAUUAGUGCCCCUGUAUCAAUCCCCGAUGCAUCAUUUCUUGACUCAUCUUGCUUCACUCAAAUUCAACCCUCUCCAACAUGGAAUUUUGAAUUGCAAAACCUUUACAAUUUGGCAUUUGACCAGGGAAGAUCAACCCCCUUUCCAUCUCAACCAUUUACAGGUUCCAUUGAAGCUAGCGAUCCAAAGAUGGAGAUGUGAAUCAGAAUAUCAGUCAAAGAUUUAUUGACGAUUGAGUUCAUUCCAGAAGCCUAUGAUCCAGAUUAAUUUUUCUUUUUUUGGCUUUUUUUAAGUUCAUAUAUGGUAUAUAUAUUUGUAUGCAUACUCGAAAAUAUUAUGAAUAAGUUCAACACUAAUCAACUUCAAACUUUAUGUUGUUCAAAUUGUAUGUUACAAUCAAAGCAUAAUGAAUUCCAAUUACAUUUAAGGUACAAUGAAAGGUUGAUGGGGUGGAGGAGGGGACCCAAAAUUUGGAGGGUCAGCCUAGCCCAAGGACAGGUGGUAAAUGAGGUUGAUAUGGAUAAAUGCAAGGAAAGGUCAGUCUAUUGUUCAAUUGACGUCAACAGUCACACGGUUAUUUGCACUAUCACUGCCUCAUUUCUACCAUUGAAAGGGAAACUAUUUGAAUAACCACAUUAAACUAGACUUACAGUAUGCAAUAAACACCACAAAAUUUUGUAAUGUUGAGGGAAUGCAUAAACUAAUCCAGUGGCACAAGUUG
Molecule: messenger RNA, 1960 nt
Organism: Durio zibethinus
Lineage: Eukaryota; Viridiplantae; Streptophyta; Magnoliopsida; Malvales; Malvaceae
Biological process (GO): regulation of DNA-templated transcription
Cellular component (GO): nucleus
Molecular function (GO): protein dimerization activity; DNA-binding transcription factor activity
Source: RefSeq, a predicted model, not a curated record